Messenger RNA from Coccidioides immitis RS, 327 nucleotides. RefSeq lists its product as uncharacterized. NCBI's taxonomy places the organism in Eukaryota, Fungi, Ascomycota, Eurotiomycetes, Onygenales, Onygenaceae. The transcript has 2 exons. The record is from RefSeq and is a predicted model, not a curated record. Bases 1 to 327 code for a protein of 108 amino acids.
AUGGAUAAGGCAUGGAAGGAAGGGAGGAGAAAAGAUACGCCGACGGCUUCAUCUCGUCGAAAAGAGGCAAGAUCAGGUUUCACGGGGUCCGAAGGUUGCAGUAGCAGAUAUCGACGGCCGACGGUGGCUGGAUCUAUGGGAUGGUUGGAGGCUGUCAGGGCUGCCGGCGGACGACUGGCAUGUGCUGGUGGCUGGGCCAACGGGGCCGCUCUUUUGUUUACGCUGCGAAGUACUCUCUAUUACCGGGGCAACCCCGCGUUGCCGCCCUGGCAGAAUCAGCCGCGCGCUAAAAUAGCCGGGGCCCACGCGGAGCAUUGCAUGCACUAG